AUGGACAACUUUUCCAAUAAUGUCAGCUGUUUUGCGCGGGAAGGAUCAUUGUUGGCAAGCUUACGAAUCUUUGCACUGGUGCUAGCGCAGUAUCAAUUAUUUUUCGUAAACCAAUUUUCGAAAAAAAAUGCUUUUCGGGAGGAAGAUGGAUGUCGGGAAACGAAAAACACUAAGAAUCACCUUGAUCACUUCAAAGAAUUAGGCAAUAAAGAACGUAUGGCUCAAGCACUAGUUAAUGAAGAGGUUAAGACUAUAGCUCAGAAAAAACUGACCGUCAUUACUUUCCAUCACUUUCGCCAAGGGGAUGUAAUCAUUAAGGCUAAUACAUAUUACAUUUCAUUUAUAAGUAAAUGCUCACUGGUUAAUGAAGAGAACAAAUAUCGGGACACCGAGUCUUUUGAAUUAUGA
Messenger RNA from Rhizophagus irregularis DAOM 181602=DAOM 197198, 408 nucleotides. Lineage: Eukaryota; Fungi; Glomeromycota; Glomeromycetes; Glomerales; Glomeraceae. The record is from RefSeq and is a predicted model, not a curated record.